AUGGUGACGCAGCAGAAGGAGGUGUUGCUGGUCUGCGACUUUGAUAAGACCAUCUCGGACUUUGACGCGGGCGAGCGCCUCGUGGGCGAGCUGGCCCCCGAGCUGGCGCCCCAGCUGGCGACCCUCCAGAUGCCCGCCAACUUUGUGCCCCUCACCAACGACGUCCUCGCCGAGAUGCAGCGCCGCGGCGUCAGCCGCGACGCGAUGCUCGCCGCGCUGCAGCGCAUGGGCGCCGAGCUGCCGCCGGCGUCGGUGCGCAUGCUGCGCGGCGCGCGGGCGCGGGGGGUGGACGUGAAGGUGUUGUCCGACUGCAACUCGGUGUUCAUAGGCCACGUCCUCGCGGGCGCGCGGCUGCACGGCUGCGUGCAGGACGUCAUCACAAACGGCGCGUCGUUCGAGCGCGUCGCGACGUGCGCCGACGACGCGGUGGGCGUCGGGCUCGGCGCGCCCGCUGCGGCGGCGGAGCAGCAGCAGCAGCAGCAGCAGCGGUCGUCGUCGCACCGCCACGACGAGCUGGCGCAGCUGGUGGAGCGGCUGUCGGCGCCGCGCGGCGGCGGCGCGGCGGCGCUCGUCAACUGA
Molecule: messenger RNA, 579 nt
Organism: Monoraphidium neglectum
Lineage: Eukaryota; Viridiplantae; Chlorophyta; Chlorophyceae; Sphaeropleales; Selenastraceae
Exons: 3
Coding region: 1-579 (192 amino acids)
Molecular function (GO): phosphatase activity
Source: RefSeq, a predicted model, not a curated record